Seminavis robusta is the source of this 630-nucleotide messenger RNA. The record is from the annotation of a GenBank genome assembly. Lineage: Eukaryota; Bacillariophyta; Bacillariophyceae; Naviculales; Naviculaceae.
AUGGAUACCAACCCUCACCCAAGCAUCCCUCCAAGCCCAAUCCCAUCCAUUCCACCUUCAUAUGUUCCAUCUAUACCACCAUCGGAACCCCCAACUCCACACCCUUCUAUACCACCCAGCAGCACACCGUCUUCUGAUCACCCAAGCAGCACACCUUCAUCACCUCCCUCAUUGCCACCAAGUGAUGUACCCAGUGACGAUCCCACAAGGGACCCCUCAAUGCCACCAUCAGUUUAUCCUACCCCAAACCCGUCGGAUAUUCCCAGUGAGCCACCCUCCUCACCACCAAGUGAGCCUCCUACUGGAAAGCCAACCCCAAUCCCAUCAGAAACUCCAUCCAGCCCACCAACACCAAUCCCAUCAGAGACCCCUUCAACACCUCCCACCCCAAGCCCAAGUGAGACUCCUUCAGAGAUACCAACAACUGAUCCAACCCCAUCCCAUAGGCCCCUCAACUUUGCCAACUCCAAUCCAUCAGAAACUCCCUCAGAAGAGCCUUCGAAGUUUCCUUCGAUUCCACCUACAACCCAACCAACCCCCAUCCCAAGUGAAAUCAUCAGGAAAUCCCCUCUGAUACUCCACUACUCCUCAACACAGCCCAGUGAACCCCAAGUGAGUUCCCACAACUGA